UGCCCCUUGGCUCCGAAGACAAGAUUAUAUGGAACUAGCAAAUAGCUUGGAAGAAAUAUAUGUACAGAACUUUGGUGAAAGUAUACUUUAUUUAUGGGUGGAGAAGAUACGAGAAGUUCUGAUGGAAAAGGCACAGUCAUCAGAUACAGAACCAGAUAUUAAGAAAACCAGUGAAGAAGUUGAUGAAGGUGAUGGAGAUGAUUUCCUCCUAGACUAUCAGCCCGUUCAGGAAGAUCCAAUUAAAAUAUUAGAUUUCAUUACGUCUGAAAAUCAAGAAGAUGAAGAACUGCCAUCCAUACGUCAUGGAAACCCCAUCACAGAUCGAAGGAGUACUUUCCAGGCACAUCUGGCUCCUGUGGUGACACCCAGACAGGUAAAGAGAGUUCUUGAAAAAUUAUACGAGAAUAAAAAAAUUGCAAGUGCUACCCACAACAUAUAUGCAUACAGAAUAUACUGUGAAGAUAAGCAGACAUUCUUACAGGAUUGUGAAGAUGAUGGGGAGACAGCAGCAGGUGGCCGUCUUCUUCAUCUUAUGCAGAUUUUGAACGUCCACAAUGUGUUAGUUGUGGUAUCCCGCUGGUAUGGAGGUAUUCUCUUAGGACCAGAUCGUUUUAAACACAUAAACAAUUGUGCAAGAAAUGUGCUUGUGGAAUACGACUAUGUACCUUCAGUGGAAGAAUCAUCUAAACAAGCAGGAAAGAGCAAAAAGAUAAGAAAGGACAACAAGAAAAGAACAGAACACUAAUUUAUUUUUGAAAACUAUAAAAGAUAAUUUUGCACAUAUUUAUACAGAGACAACAUGGACAUUAUUGCCUUAUCCAAUACAACGGACAUUUUGUAUUCAAAAGUGAAUUCAGUAAAGCUAUAGAUAUAUUUUCAUCUC
Leptosomus discolor (cuckoo roller) is the source of this 883-nucleotide messenger RNA. The record is from RefSeq and is a predicted model, not a curated record. Lineage: Eukaryota; Metazoa; Chordata; Aves; Leptosomiformes; Leptosomidae.